AUGAAAUUUAUACCGCUGCAUACAACAAACACUGCCAUUGUGUACAAAAAUUCGCUGUGUUCGUUGGCAUCACUAAUGGUAUUGGUUUUUAUAGCAUUAUCGGUUAUGUUGCCGGUUCUAUUGGUUUCCCUGCUGAGUCCCUAUUCUGGGAUUUCCGAGUCGCGGGUGUUGUAUGAACAACCCAACAUACAGUUCAACUAUCAGUAUAUUUUCUUGGCCAACAUGGAAACGACGACGGAAAAUGAGGAAUCCCCGUUCUUGGCCUGCAGCAGUUUUGGCAACUUUAAUGCUCGCAUACAAAAAUUUACAAACAGCUGUGAUGCUAGCAAAUACUGGACUGAGGAUUUGGAUCAUGAUACUGUCACGGAUCGCCUGCACUUUCAACUGGAGCUGCAGCAUUUGCCAUCCCGUCUAAUGAACUUUGAUUUGUUGCUCUUCUUCGAGGCAAGACUGGGACACAAGUGUGUGCUGACUCCUCCUGCUGUGUUGGCACAUCAGCUGCAACUGCCACAAGCGGCACGUCUGCGGAAUGGUCGCAUCCAGCUCAAGGGAGAGCUUAAACUGAAGCAGUAUGUGGAGUUCACCUGCCCCUUUCCAGGACGCAACAUUCAAACCCAGUUCCGUCAGGUACAGCUGGACACGAAUAACAGUCAUGCGGACAUGUCGCAAUACAAAAUGGAAUCCUUACUCGGACAGGUUAAAGCCAAUCCCGCCUACUUUCAGCUGGCUGUACAGGAAACGUAUUAUAGAACAACUGUUCCACGUUUAGAACCGGGAUUGUUCAUCGAACUAGAGGUGGAUGUUCUCCAAGUGGCAGCACGUUAUCACUUGAGCAUUUGGGAGAGACUGGGACAGUUUUGGUUGUACUUUGCCUCCUUCUUUGGCAUUUCGUUUUAUAUAAUGAACAAGCUGAAGGAUUUUCUAUUCGGCCGACAUAUCAUACGCUCCUGGGAGAUAAUUCCCUGGAAGAAGCUCUACUGACACCAAUCUGGCGCCAUUCUGGAGAUGGACAACUUCUCCAUUGGCGAGUAAGACAUUUGUCAUAUUUUCAGUCAAUGAUUAAAUUAAAUAACAAUUAUACAAAGAA
Molecule: messenger RNA, 1087 nt
Organism: Drosophila innubila
Lineage: Eukaryota; Metazoa; Arthropoda; Insecta; Diptera; Drosophilidae
Exons: 1
Coding region: 1-981 (326 amino acids)
Biological process (GO): regulation of protein localization; cilium assembly
Cellular component (GO): ciliary transition zone; ciliary membrane
Source: RefSeq, a predicted model, not a curated record